AUGUCCAGGAGAUACGAUUCGAGAACGACAAUCUUUUCUCCCGAAGGAAGGUUGUAUCAAGUUGAAUAUGCACAAGAAGCGAUAUCGAUGGCAGGUACCGCGAUAGGUAUAGUAACGAGCCAAGGGGUGAUAUUAGCGUGUGAAAAAAAGGUUACGUCGAAGUUGUUGGAUGACGAUGGUAGUGCUGAGAAAUUGUACAUUAUCAAUGACCAAAUGAUAUGUGCAGUUGCCGGGAUGACUGCUGAUGCAUCCAUAUUGGUGAAUAAUGCGCGUGUACAAGCACAGCAAUAUCUCAAGACGUAUUCUGAGGAGAUUCCGUGUGAGAUGUUGAUUAAGAGGGUGGCAAAUAUAAUGCAGGGGUAUACUCAGCAUGGAGGGUUGAGACCGUUUGGUGUUAGUUUUUUAUAUGCCGGAUUUGAUGACCGAUUUGAGUUCCAGUUGUAUACAUCGAAUCCAUCGGGGAAUUUCAGCGGGUGGAAAGCAACGAGCAUUGGGGCUAAUAACUCGGCAGCACAAACGUUAUUGAAGAAGGAUUACAAGGAAGAGAUGACAUUGAGAGAAGGUUGCGAAUUGGCGAUUAAGGUAUUGUCUAAAACCAUGGAUGCUUCUAAUUUGAAUAGUGAGAAGUUGGAGUUUGCCACAUUGAGCUUGGAUAAGGAGGGGAAAGUUUUGCAGAAGAUAUGGAGUAACGAGAAUAUUGAGGAAUUGAUAAAAGCUAGUGGAGUUUUGAAUGAUAAAAGUAACGAUGACGAAUAG
This is a messenger RNA of Lodderomyces oxycetoniae, 756 nucleotides long. It is a transcript of the gene PRE9, whose product is annotated as proteasome core particle subunit alpha 3. The record is from RefSeq and is a predicted model, not a curated record. The coding region runs from base 1 to 756 and encodes 251 amino acids. Gene Ontology annotation, biological process: proteasomal protein catabolic process; ubiquitin-dependent protein catabolic process. Lineage: Eukaryota; Fungi; Ascomycota; Pichiomycetes; Serinales; Debaryomycetaceae. Gene Ontology annotation, cellular component: cytosol; proteasome core complex; nucleus. The transcript has a single exon.